This is a messenger RNA of Acanthochromis polyacanthus (spiny chromis), 1795 nucleotides long. RefSeq names its product peptidase M20 domain-containing protein 2-like. The record is from RefSeq and is a predicted model, not a curated record. The transcript is spliced from 6 exons. Gene Ontology annotation, molecular function: dipeptidase activity. NCBI's taxonomy places the organism in Eukaryota, Metazoa, Chordata, Actinopteri, Pomacentridae. The coding region runs from base 166 to 1545 and encodes 459 amino acids.
UUCAAUAGCAGCAACCUUUGAGCCACAGUGAACAAGAUGUGUGAGGGAGCAGAGUAAGUUACUGAGAAAAAAAGGGUCACGUGAUGUAGCAGCAGCACAGAGCUCAGCUGAAGUGUUUCAUUAACAGACUAACAACUAAACAGAACAACACGCUGAGAGUGAAACAUGUCUGAGGGAGCAGAGCUGCUGCUGCAGCUCAAACAGAGACUCUGUCGCUCCAUAGACGAAGCCGAAGCGAAGCUGCACAGCCUCAGUCAGGACAUCUGGAGCUGUCCGGAGCUGGCUUACCAGGAGAACAAGGCUCACAGCAGACUGGUGGAGUUCUUCAGUCAGGAGGAAGGCUGGAAGGUGGACGCUCACUUCAAGCUGCAGACUGCGUUUCGAGCAUGUUGGUCAACCAAAGGCAGCGAGCAGAAAGACGUGGUCUCUGUGGGCUUCCUGUGUGAGUACGACGCCCUGCCUGGUAUUGGACACGCAUGUGGACACAACCUGAUAGCUGAGGUUGGAGCUGCUGCGGCUGUGGGGCUCAAAGCGGUGCUGGAAAACACACACAAGCUGCCUGUCUGGGUGGAGGUGACGGUUCUGGGAACUCCAGCUGAAGAGGAUGGGGGAGGUAAAAUUGACAUGUUAAGGAAGGGAGCAUUUGAAGGUUUGGAUGUGGUGUUUAUGGCCCAUCCGUCAAAAGAGGACGCCACAUACCUGCCCUGUGUGGCUGAGCAUGAUGUAACUAUAAAGUAUCACGGUAAAGCGUCUCAUGCCUCUGCCUACCCCUGGGAGGGAAUCAAUGCGUUGGAUGCAGCGGUGCUCUGCUACAACAACCUGUCUGCACUCAGACAGCAGAUGAAGCCAGACUGGAGAGUUCAUGGAAUCAUAAAGCAUGGAGGAGUGAAACCAAACAUCAUCCCUGCCUACACGGAGCUGGAGUACUAUCUGAGAACCCCGUCGAGAGCUGAGCUUCCUGUCUUGAAGGAAAAAGCCGAGAGGUGCUUCAGAUCAGCUGCCGUGGCAACCGGCUGUGAGGUUGAAGUAGAGUUUGCAAGAAAUCAGUAUGACAACAUGCUCCGUAUUGCAACACUAGAGGAGCUGUAUGAGAUGAAUGGCAAAGCUCUGGGGAUGGACUUCACUACAGAUGAAGAUGUUCUCAAAAAUGAAUCUGGUCUGUGUGAAUCCUGUGUGUCUGUCAAACAACGCUUGUACAUCAGAAUGUUGUAUGGAUACUUGUGUUUUUCUUCUUCUAAACUUCUCUCUUCUUUUUUAUCCUCAGGCUCUACAGACUUUGGCAAUGUGACGUUUGUAGCCCCUGGCAUCCAUCCAUACUUCUACAUUGGUUCUAAUGCUCUGAACCACACAGAGGAGUAUACUGUCGCUGCUGGUGAUGAUAAAGCUCAGUUCUUCACUCUGAGGACGGCCAAGGCUCUGGCCAUGACGGCUCUGGAUGUGCUGCUGCGUCCAGAGCUGUUCCGGAAGAUGAAGCAGGAGUUUACUGAGGCAAAACUGAAGGAUGAACAGAAUGCAGAGCAGUUUGCAAAAAACUUAAAAAUUUAAUGCAGGUGGAGGAGCUGCUGCUGCACUGACUGCCAUUCAGACUUAUGGAGACUCUCUGCAGUCAAGAACACUAUGAAGAACACUCUGCUGUGCAAAGAAAUGCUGAUAGAUUUUAGGUGGUAUCUUUCUUUAUUAAUCACAAUGUCUCAGUUCAGUUGGUUUUUGUUUUGUUAUUUUCUAUCUGUGCACUAAAUGUUUCCAUCUCUUUUUGUUGCAGUCGAGCCAAACACUCUAACACUCUUUCUAUAAA